Messenger RNA from Physcomitrium patens, 1893 nucleotides. Its product is annotated as tubulin beta chain. Gene Ontology annotation, biological process: microtubule-based process. NCBI's taxonomy places the organism in Eukaryota, Viridiplantae, Streptophyta, Bryopsida, Funariales, Funariaceae. Gene Ontology annotation, cellular component: microtubule. The record is from RefSeq and is a predicted model, not a curated record. Gene Ontology annotation, molecular function: structural constituent of cytoskeleton; GTP binding; GTPase activity.
ACAUGGAACCGGGCUAUGCUCGCAACGAAUGGGAACGCAAGUGCGAUGAGUUCGCCACAUUGCGCAUCGCCCGUGCCCAAGCCACAGGGGCCAGACUUCAACAUCGGCCCUGUCUAUCUCCCGCUUUAUCUCUGCCUCUGUCUUUAUGUGUGUUUUGUGGCUCUUCCUUGGUGCUCUCCGUGUGCGUGUGUUUUUCCACGGUCGAUUGCCGAGUUGCGUAGGAGGGGCGAGGGUAGUGAGUCAGUCAGUGUUCGGUCGCGGCAGUCGGACAAGAUGAGAGAGAUCCUGCACAUUCAAGGCGGGCAGUGCGGAAACCAGAUCGGAGCCAAGUUCUGGGAGGUGGUGUGCGAGGAGCACGGCAUCGACCCCACCGGUACCUACAAGGGCCUCUCGGAUUUGCAGCUCGAGCGCAUCAAUGUGUACUACAACGAGGCCAGCGGUGGCCGAUACGUGCCCCGCGCGGUUUUGAUGGAUCUGGAGCCUGGAACCAUGGACAGCGUGCGGUCCGGUCCUUACGGACAGAUCUUCCGGCCUGAUAACUUUGUGUUUGGACAGACGGGUGCGGGAAACAACUGGGCCAAGGGGCAUUACACGGAGGGAGCUGAGCUGAUUGAUUCCGUGUUGGAUGUGGUGCGAAAGGAGGCUGAGAGCUGCGACUGCUUGCAAGGUUUUCAAGUAUGUCACUCUUUGGGAGGAGGAACCGGAUCGGGGAUGGGAACAUUGCUGAUUUCGAAGAUCCGUGAGGAGUAUCCCGAUAGGAUGAUGCUCACCUUUUCAGUGUUCCCGUCGCCGAAGGUGUCAGACACCGUGGUGGAGCCGUACAACGCGACUCUAUCAGUGCAUCAGUUGGUGGAGAAUGCAGACGAGUGUAUGGUGUUGGAUAACGAGGCUCUAUACGAUAUCUGCUUUAGGACGUUGAAGCUCAUUACUCCGUCGUUCGGAGACUUAAACCAUUUGAUUUCUGCGACAAUGAGUGGUAUUACUUGCUGCUUGCGUUUCCCGGGACAGCUGAACUCCGAUCUGCGCAAGUUGGCGGUGAACUUGAUCCCGUUCCCGCGUCUGCACUUUUUCAUGGUUGGUUUUGCUCCCCUGACUUCGAGGGGAUCGCAGCAGUACAGGUCGCUCACUGUUCCGGAGCUGACGCAGCAAAUGUGGGACGCGAAGAACAUGAUGUGCGCGGCCGAUCCCCGGCACGGAAGGUAUUUGACGGCCUCUGCGAUGUUCCGAGGGAAGAUGUCAACCAAGGAAGUUGAUGAGCAGAUGAUCAAUGUGCAGAACAAGAACUCGUCAUACUUCGUUGAAUGGAUUCCGAACAACGUGAAGUCGAGUGUGUGUGACAUUCCUCCGACCGGGUUGAAGAUGUCUUCGACCUUCAUUGGUAACUCAACGUCCAUCCAGGAGAUGUUCAGGCGAGUGAGCGAACAAUUCACUGCCAUGUUUAGGAGGAAGGCUUUCUUGCAUUGGUACACAGGCGAGGGCAUGGACGAGAUGGAGUUCACUGAAGCAGAGAGUAACAUGAACGAUUUGGUUUCGGAGUACCAGCAGUACCAGGAUGCGAGCGCCGAGGAGGAGGGUGAGUAUGAGGACGAUUUGGAGGAGGCGUAGAUGUAGUCAGGUGGUUUAUGGUGUGAGGUCACUAUCCUUUAGUGGUGAGCGAAUCAAACAGGAGAGUCUGUUUGAUGGCUUGCGGUGAUUCGUGGGAGACUGAAACUUGUAGCAGGUUAUUGAAAUAUUAUGUAUUCUGCAGUACGCAUUGCGAGCGUAACCAAUGAUGGCUGUAGAGUGAAAUGCCAUUGUGGACUGUUACAUUUGAGCAUAUGAUACUUUAAUACGUUUGUUACAUUGAUUGUGGAUUUAUCUAAAAAAAUCAUAAAGUGAACAAAUGAAAUCUCA